Penicillium cataractarum is the source of this 1647-nucleotide messenger RNA. RefSeq names its product putative PB1 domain protein. The transcript has 6 exons. The record is from RefSeq and is a predicted model, not a curated record. Bases 1 to 1647 code for a protein of 548 amino acids. NCBI's taxonomy places the organism in Eukaryota, Fungi, Ascomycota, Eurotiomycetes, Eurotiales, Aspergillaceae. Gene Ontology annotation, molecular function: protein binding.
AUGUCCCUAAAGCAGGAGAUAGAAACAUGGGUGCAAGCCCUGGACGCCUAUGACAAUCAGGAGUUUGAAGAGUCUCUACGACACUUUGAUCAGAUUGCGGAUACUUCCAAGAUCCUCUUCAACUGUGGAGUGAUCUAUGCGACACUUGGCGAGCACGACAAGGCAGUAGAGUGUUAUCAACGAGCCGUCGGACUCGACCGGUACCUGGCGAUUGCCUACUUCCAGCAAGGAGUAUCAAACUUCCUUCUAGGUGACUUUGAAGAGGCAUUGGCCAAUUUCAACGACACGCUGUUAUAUCUGCGUGGAAAUACGUCCAUUGACUAUGAACAGCUGGGUCUCAAGUUCCGAUUGUACUCGUGCGAAGUCUUGUUCAACCGCGGACUAUGCUAUGUCUACCUCCAGCAGAUGAUUCCCGGCAUGCAAGAUCUCUCAUACGCGGCAAAAGAGAAAGUGACGUCUGACCAUGACGUGAUUGACGAUGCUAUUCGUGAAAAUGCAGAUGGAUAUACCGUCUUCUCCAUUCCCGUGGGCGUGUUAUACCGCCCCAAUGCAGCCAAGGUCAAGAACCUCAAAACCAAGGACUACCUAGGCAAGGCCCGGCUGGUUGCGGCUUCAGAUCGAUCCCAAGGCGCAGAUCACCAAUGGCGGCCCAUGGUCAUCGACAAAGGCGCGCUCGAGGACCGUGAAGGCGUCUCCUGGGCAGCCACAAACCUCGUCCACAAGGGCAUAACCAGCCGCACUCGUCAGCAAUCCGAACCACCCCUUAACCGCAAUGUUUUCCCUCCAACACCCCCACCAGAUGAACGAUCAACAAGCAAUGGCUCCGUGGCAGGCUCCUCACACCACCGCUCAUCUUCCCUCCGAAUGGGCCGGCCACCUCGACUCGAUCUCGAACGCACUGGAGCCAGCCUCGACCGUAGAGCCCCGGGACAAGAGACCGUCCCGGCUGCAGAAAAAGCCACGCAUUGGCACGACACGCACCGCAUCCGAGCCCCGAGGUCCAGCAUCCCGACACCAGAAUAUGCAAACCUAAGCGACACCAACUCGAAUCCCAACCCCAACUUUUUUAGUUUCCCCGAGCAGCCUGAAUACAACCAUCCCGACUCACACACAUAUGCCAGUCCUGCCAAUCUCUCCAGCGCAGGCUGGGGCCGUGGUCGACACCAACCACCAGCCUUCAUCGACGAAGAAGACGAAUACGGCAGCGACGUAUGCGACGGCGAACCCAUCAAAGACGGCUCCUUCGAGCUACUCAGCGCCGCACCCGGUGCUCAUGGUCCCGGUUCCUCGCCCGCACAAAGCCUCCAACAAAGACGUACCCGCUCACCUACACGAUUCUCUCGACGAGCAAACUCGCGCCGGCCCGAGGUGCGGCGGUUCCGGACAAAGGUGCAUGCUCCGGAUGACAUCCGGUAUAUCAUGAUUGGCCCGACAGUGGAGUUUGCAGAGUUUGAGGGGAAGAUUCGGGAGAAGUUUGGGUUUCAGUGUCCGUUGAAAAUGAAGGUGCAGGAUGAUGGGGAUAUGAUUACGAUGGUUGAUCAGGAGGAUUUGGAUUUGUUGUUGGCUAGUGCGAGGGAGGUUGCGAGGAGGGAGGGGAGUGAGAUGGGGAAGAUGGAGGUUUGGGUGGAAGAACGGACGAUGAUUUGA